Messenger RNA from Ornithodoros turicata, 1194 nucleotides. RefSeq lists its product as uncharacterized. The record is from RefSeq and is a predicted model, not a curated record. Lineage: Eukaryota; Metazoa; Arthropoda; Arachnida; Ixodida; Argasidae. The transcript is spliced from 10 exons. Gene Ontology annotation, cellular component: cytoplasm. The coding region runs from base 384 to 1178 and encodes 264 amino acids.
GCCGAGUCCUUACUUUAUUUUUACGCCUGCGCGCGACAGCAACACGGCACAGUUCUUUAAGCCGAACUCUGUGAAAAGGGUUUUGCCAUCAGGUUAAAGCCGAUGCCGGCCACGCAAUACGUCGAGUGACGUCACGGCAUUGAAACAAACAGACGACAUCGGCGCAAGACCUCAGAGCUUCAAACCAGCUGUGCUUAUCGUCGGCAUUUCUACUGCACUCGUUUGAGGCGGCUUUACUCGAGCAGCGGUACGGGUUCGCUCGUCUCAUACGAGUGAACUGCUUUCCUUUUACGGGAGUCCUCGUCCUUCAAAUUAAGGGAAUACAAAGUCAAGGUAUGCUACGAAACUUACAGUAGACAGGCUGCGUCUGAAGAGGAAGAGCAAUGGCAGGAAUGCUCCUCAUCCCUCUGGUGGUGUUGGUGUGUGUGAACUGCGUCCACUCCGGUGAAAGGACAGAGCGGGUUAACAUUAAUGGAACGGGAGAGGUGCCCGACAGUCUUCAUGACCCCGUGCACGGAGUCCAGAUGGGAGUCAGCAAUGAUAUGUGCGACAACGGAAAGGAUUAUCUCUACGUCGACUACAACGGAUCCAAAAGGGAGUACACCUGCAAUCCUAAAAUCGGGACGAUGAUGAAACUAAAAAGAAUCUCACACAAACCGGAGCCAUCGCGGAAGAUAAUCUACAAAAUUGAUAAAUCCUACAUGCCUCGUCAUUAUUGCAUGUACGAACGGAUUAUCUACGACACCAUACUGCCCACGCACGAAGGACACAGACCUCUGUGGCCAGUGUUCGGAGAAUACCAGUAUGUCCCUCAACAACGGUGGCUCCAUUCUAUUGAGCACGGAGCAACGGUAAUGCUUUAUCACCCGUGCACUCCGAAAGCGGAAGUUCGAAAACUUCGAUCCCUGGUGAAAAAGUGCGUCUGGAAACACAUCAUAUCGCCGUACAGAAAAUUGACGUUGGGCCGCCCCCUGGCACUCGUAGCUUGGGGUAUCAGCUACGAAAUGAGCACCGUGGAUGAACGUGAUGUUGUCAGGUUCAUCAGGAGACACGCCUUAAAAGGUCCCGAGGGCACACUGAAUAGAGACGGUCAAUACGACUACAUGCUCCUGAAAAAGUCCGAAAUUCCAAAAGGAUCAGACAGAGAUGACAAAAACAUUUGUCCGUUUUUUAAAUAAAUGACCAUAAAGUGUA